GCAUCAUCCCAGCUCCAACGUCCCAGCUUCGAGAUAACCUCUCACUAUUUACGCUUUUGUAGACUGGCCCGCCUUUGUUGCACUCGGACUUCUCAUAGCUCCUGACGCCUUGACCUCAACCAGCUGUAGCCAGUAGAGCUCUUGUCUGGCUGUUGCGCUUACACGAUCUUUUUCGCAGCAUCCGAGUCAAAGUACUACACGCUCUUUUCGGCUCGGGGCGCUAUACUCCCUCCUCAUAUUGGCUCAAGCAACAUAUUCUGCCACCAUUCAGAUCUUUCUCAUCCCGUGUAUCCAUACAUCCGACUUCGACUCGAGCCUCAUUUGCCUCUGCGGCCCGCGUCCCACGUCCCGUACAGAGGCCCACACCACAGCCAUUUAACAGGCAGCGGUUACUUUUUGUCUGCCUUCGACAUAGCCCGACGUCCGGUUUCUUGUUCGAAGAUCCGUGAUCAUCGCCAUGGGGCUCUCUUACAACAUCUACCUCAACUCAUCGCGCAUCUACGGUUGCAAGAACUGCAAGACACACCUAUCGAACCACGAUGACAUCCUGAGCAGGAACUUUCGCGGUCAGCACGGCAAAGCAUAUCUUUUCGACAGCGUUGUCAACAUCACCGAGUCAGAGCCUAACGAGCGCAACAUGACUACCGGCCGUCACGUCGUACGCGAUAUUCACUGCAGACAGUGCAAAGAAACUGUAGGCUGGAAGUACGAUAAGGCGUAUGAGGCCAGCGAGAAAUACAAGGAGGGGAAGUUCAUCCUGGAAGCAGAGCUUCUCUGCACCGUGACAUGAGGCGGCACAGACGGCCUUAAUACGACAUUUCACUAUCGCAUCUAUAUGGAGUUGAGGUCUUGGAUUAUGCAUAAGAGUUGGGGAGUUUCAAACAGGUUUUAUUGUAUAUAACCACUCCAUGUAGUCGUGGACACGGCCAUGAGAUGGUUUGCACAGGUGCGUGGAAGCACAUCACCAAUCUGUCUCAACGAUUGAAGAAGAACCAGCACUGCCGCCAUAGGUCUCUGUUCUUUUAAAACAACGUUCCAUUAGCAGUGCCACAGCUUAUGCAAGUCUUCCGUAUGCAGCCUAUUUGGCAUGCCUCCGAUCGGAAUACUGCGGGGUAGAUGCCUCGGCGGGGCUCAAGCUCGUCCCAUCGUCACUUGGGCUUUGCCAGACGAGUGUCGUCAGAACCCGGAAUGCGAGGCGCAGGGCGUAUUUAGUGAGCCCGGACCCAAUUUAACUUGCUUCAACAUCA
Molecule: messenger RNA, 1247 nt
Organism: Didymella exigua CBS 183.55
Lineage: Eukaryota; Fungi; Ascomycota; Dothideomycetes; Pleosporales; Didymellaceae
Product: yippee zinc-binding protein
Exons: 2
Coding region: 458-790 (110 amino acids)
Cellular component (GO): ubiquitin ligase complex
Source: RefSeq, a predicted model, not a curated record